AUGGCUGAAGCGGCGAGAAAUCAUGAGGCCCCUCCACCAUCCAUCGAGCCCACGACCACUCCAUCGCCGGUAGUUGAACAGCCGCCACCACCGGAGGACCCGAAUCCCGCCGAAUUUGCCCAGCCCCCACAAUUUGAGCCCACUACCACGCCGGCACCCGUUGAGGAGUUGGAGACGCCAAGCACGACGCCAGCUCCGGCUGUCCCGGAAGUGAAUCCAUUCGCCGAUCGUUCUCUGCCCCCUCCACCACCAUCUGGCCCUGGUUUCCUCGCCACAAGCAUCACCUCACUGGCUGGUGGUAUCCGAUCAUUGCCCGGAUUGAAUGGACUCUCUGAUGGAGGUAUCGGUAUUGCCAUCAACCUGACCAUCCUGGCGAUGACCGUUGUCUGGUGGCUGAUCAAUUCCGCGUUGGGAGGAUCCGAUUCUGUGAACUUUGAACGUCGUGCGGCCCACGAUUUGGCGAGUAAGGUGAAGGCCCUGCAGACAGUACUGAAGGAAAGAGAGGAAGAGCUGCGGCGACAUCAAAUCAACGGCGGACAGGAUCAACAGGCUGUUCAUCAACUUAGCGCCGAGCUGAACAAUCUGCGCCAUUUGGUUGGCCAGGCUGAGGAGGAGAAAAAGAGAAUGAGCGCGGAGCUGAAGCGAGAAUCUGAAGGCCGACAAACGGCUGAACAUCACUACGCCGCAGAACGCGAAGCCUUGGAAGCGAUGCGAGUCCGCGUGCAACAGCUCGAACACGUCGAACAGGCCCACCAGCAGUUGAACAACGAGUGCGAGGAGGUCACCCGCAAACUCAAUGCGCUCCACAAUGAUCUUAUCGAACUGCGCCACCAAAAGGAGCGCGUCGACGGGGAGCUGAACUUGGCGAAGACGCGGGCCGAGGAGCUAAGCUUCACCCUGGAGGAGAAGGAGAAAGAGCUGAAAGACAAGGAGAAUAUGGCAGACGAAUUGGAGGGAAGGACCGUCGGAUUGGAGAGUAUGAUUGUCGAUCUACAAGCACGGCUGGCUGAAGCGGAAACGAGACACGGAGAAGAUGCACAACAACAUCAGCAACAACAGGAGUCGACCGUCAAGCUCACCAAGGUCACCGAGGCACAAUCGGCUAGUAGCGUGUCGGAAAGCGGCGGCGGCUCGAAUGGAUGGUCGGACUUUGAUUGUUCGGAUGAUGAGAAGGAGAAGAAAGACAAAGAAAAGAAGGACAAACAAAAGGAAACGACACCGCCCACACAACAACACCAACAAGUACAGCAGAAGAUGACCAACGUCUCCACAGUGUCGGAUAUCCAAGAAGUGGCCAGGCUGAGGGGAGAGAUCCAUCGUCUCGAGUUGAAGAUCAAUUCUGCCGGACUUGAACUGGAGAGGGAGCAGGUGCAGAAGAAGGUUCUCGAGGAGCGCGUGAAAUCCCUGGACGAAGCCCUCAAACAGAAGAGCCUCGAACUCGACAAAUGCGAAAACGAACGCCGCCUAGCCCUGGAGCACCAAACGAAGCUUCUCGGCAUGUUCCAAUCGGCACAGACCAAAUCUUCCGACACUGAAAAUAUGGUGGCCGACCUUCGAAUCGACGCCCGCAAGCUGGAGGACGAGCUGCGGAAGGCUGAGGCCGAAAGGAGGGAGAAGGAGGUCGAGCUGAAGGCCGUGGAGGAAGAGCUGAGGAAGCUGAGGCAUGAUCAUGUCAAGCUCGAGACGAAACACUUUGCCCUCAACAGGGAACAUCGCAAUUUGAUGGAUCAGAAGGCCCUCGGCGCGAGCCCGUCCGAACUGCUCGCGGGUCUCGGCCCCUCCGGCCUUGACCGUCUUGGUGCUGGUUCCCGUGGUGGUGGUGGUCUGCUGUCUGGUCUUGGCUUCGAAUCUUCUGGAUGGGAUGAGCCUCCCCUCCCUCCUCCAUCUUCUCACAACAAUUCACAUCGUCUCGGCUCUUCCCCAGAUGAUUUUGAUCUUCUUCCAGAUGCCUCUUCCCAACAUCUCCGCCGUUCAUCUCGGUCUCGUCGUUCUGAGAGGAGGGAAUCUCCUUCCGAUGCUGAGAGGAGCCACCAUCCAAGGAGAAGCCAUCAGCCCGUCUAUCAGAAGGAGCCCACCUCGCCUGGCCACCGCCGUCGUUCCCGUUCGCAGGGCCGUCAUCCAUUCAUGCCAUACAACGAUCUGGCCCUUCUGAAUACAUCUACCACUUCGAGGGGAGGAGGCCCGCUUCUACCUGUCAGGCCGGGUUCUCAUACUGGGGGUGCUGUUGGAAUGAGUGGGCAUAUGUACUAUUCAUCUGGGGGAUCGAACUCUGGCAGAAGCCCUCCACCCGAAAUGAUCCAUCAGGCAAUCCCACCCGCUGGAUUGCACAAACCCAAGGGGACACGGGCUGUUGAUCUGAACGCUGCCUUCAAA
Mesorhabditis spiculigera is the source of this 2373-nucleotide messenger RNA. NCBI's taxonomy places the organism in Eukaryota, Metazoa, Nematoda, Chromadorea, Rhabditida, Rhabditidae. The record is from the annotation of a GenBank genome assembly.